Entrophospora sp. SA101 is the source of this 139-nucleotide messenger RNA. The record is from the annotation of a GenBank genome assembly. NCBI's taxonomy places the organism in Eukaryota, Fungi, Glomeromycota, Glomeromycetes, Entrophosporales, Entrophosporaceae.
UGCAUAUAAAAAAGAGAUUAGGUCAACAAGUGGUAUUGCUGCUUAUCAAACAUUCACUAAGCAAAUUAUGCAUGAAACUAUAAAUAAAAUGAUUCCUGAUAAAUGUGAUGAUUUCAAUUCCAAUCCUGGCUCAAAUUAA